Cutaneotrichosporon cavernicola is the source of this 1185-nucleotide messenger RNA. RefSeq lists its product as uncharacterized. Lineage: Eukaryota; Fungi; Basidiomycota; Tremellomycetes; Trichosporonales; Trichosporonaceae. Bases 1 to 1185 code for a protein of 394 amino acids. The record is from RefSeq and is a predicted model, not a curated record. The transcript has 5 exons. Gene Ontology annotation, molecular function: protein binding.
AUGCAGGUCAAGAGUCUCAGUUACAUCGAUAUUCAGCACGACGCGCCUGCCGUCUUCGACGACGUCGAGCAGGGCAUCGUCCUACAGGAAGACGUGUGGGUUUCUGCCUAUCAGGCCGGCGAGACCAGUGUGCAUGGCAAGAUGCGGGUUUCGCUCGAUGGCGGGAUCAACAUUGAGUGCCGGGAUGGGGUCCAAGUUGAGCGCGAGUCCAAGGCCAACUUUCGCGUCACUGUCCCAGCACUCAAGAUGACGUCUCGCCCAGUCCACUUUCCACGCCAAACCAUCGUGCCUCCCUACACCAAGGCCAGCGCCGUCUCACCAGAACUAAGCAUCAACGCGCUCGACUACUCCCCCAAGGCAGGGAAGCUGGUCGUGGGCGGACCAGACGGGUACGCUGUCGUCCUGGAUCCUGCUAGGCCAUCUGAAGCCCUCCAUCUCAAGGGUCACGUCGGCGACGUGCUGGAUGUCAAAUGGUUUCCGUCUGGCGAGGUCGUCCUCACUGCGUCCUCUGAUAUGUCGCUGCGCAUCUUCUCGUCUGUGACGGGAAUCAACCCCCGCAUCCUACGGGGUCAUUCCCGCGCCAUUACGGCGACACGUAUCCUCGGCAUGGGGAGGCAGGUUCUGAGUGCGGGCAAGGACGGGAGCGUGCGCCUCUGGAAUGUCGGGGAGGGCAAGGAGGCGCGUGUUUGGCUGCUCAAGCAGCCGAUUGAGGCUCUUGUCGUCAUCGAGGGGGAACAAACAACUCUUGGAGCCGAGGUCGUCGUCAUUGCGGCAACGGCAGACGGGUCCCUUACUGGAUUCGCCCUUGAUUCUGAAUCGGACCAACCCCUCUUCACAACCCCGGCGACAUCUAAGCUUAUCUGUGCGACGUACUCGUCCGAGCUGAAGCUCGUCGCGAGUGGCCACGCGGACGGGGUCAUCACCCUUCGCCACCUCUCGAACCUAUCCGAACCAGCCGCCAUGGUGCGCCGCAACGAGGCGAGCGUCUACUCUCUCGCUUUUGAAGGGCCUUGCCUCCUUGUUGGCACAGCUAGCGGACUCCCCGCCCGCCUCUCCAUCUCGGAUACCCUCCAAGUAGAGGUUGCUGAAGAGUACGCCGGGUGGGAGGCGGUGGGCGUCGAAGCGUGGGCUGUCGGUGACGGGGCAUGGUGUGCAGGCGCCGACGGCGUACUGCGUCGCUAUUAG